UAUUCAUCUGCAUCAUCUCAGAGACACGGACUCUAUCUUUUUAUUUCCUCUGCAGCUCCUCACUCUACUGUCGCUUUGCUUUCCACUACUUUGUGCGUCUCAGGGUGAAGAAACCACACCGCUUGUGUGUUUGCUGGCCCAGAAUGCGCCUGCAUUUUCCGCAGCGAGCGCUCCCUUGACAAACACAGAGCUCUAUUUUUGUGGCGUUAUAGCCCCUCCUUACAGUAUCUUUCGCGGGAUAUUCUACCCUCUGGCUGCCGUUUUUCGUUCUUUUCUGCCACUCGCAAGGGAUCUAGUGUCGGGGCUCUAACUGCCCUCAUCGCGUCGAUCGUGUUUCCUAGUGCGCCCCUCCAGGAUUUCCGCUGUCAUGUCAGUUAUGUAUGCUGUUCCCACUACUCCCCGCGUAACUUCGCCGUCUCCCGCUCCUUCAGAUAAUUUGACCGCCGGAAACGUUGAGUCUGGCCGUGUCACGCGAUCCGCUUCUGCGAGACAACGCCUCUCGUCGCCUCCCGCCAUAUCAGAGGAGAACGAAACCCACAAUGAGAGUGAGGAGGAAUCAAGCUCGGACUCUAUUACAGACCGCCGCGCACGUACGCGCUCUCGGAGCCCGACUGGGCUACCUCCGAAUCAAGCACGUCGACGAAUGACGGGACUAACGCCUGUGAACGGCGCCUCGAUAACAGGCUUAUCAAAAUCCGAACCCCUGUCGAAUGGAUAUGUCCCUGCGAAUGGCCAUCUCUCCCCAUAUUCCAACAUUCAAAACCGUUUGCGGGCUUUCUCCCGUUCUCCUUCACCACUAGGCCUCAUACCGCUUCAUAGACACUACAGGACUUUUAUUCAUCGGCAUGAAAUCCCGCGCAAACUUCUCCAUGUUUCAAUCGGAUUUGUCACGCUCCAUCUCUACUACCGUGGGGUCCAGACCUUGAACGUAGCUCCCUGGCUCCUAACAGCAUUGAUCCCAAUAGCUAUUACCGAUUUCCUACGACACCGCUACCAGUCUGUAAACAAACUGUACAUCCGGUGCUUGGGGGCGCUUAUGCGAGAGACCGAGGUAGCCGGGUACAAUGGUGUGAUCUGGUACCUGUUGGGAGCAUAUAUCUCUCUCCGUUUCUUCCCAAAGGAUGUUGGCGUGGUGGGCGUUUUGCUCCUGAGCUGGUGCGACACCGCUGCAUCCACCUUCGGGCGCUUGUAUGGCCGGUACACGCUUCGUCUCCGCAGUGGAAAGAGCUUGGCUGGGACUCUAGCCGCUUGGGCCACAGGGGCUGCUACUGCAGCUGUCUUCUGGGGUUAUCUUGUCCCUUGGUUCGGUACCUUCCCUGACGAUCCUGAGGGGUCAUUCAUGUUCAAUGGCACCCUCAAUCUGAUUCCAAGCUUCAUUCGAGGCUACCUCGGGUGGGCUGGGAUUUCCGCAACUAGCGCAGCUAAAGCAGUGGUUACUGGGCCUUUGGCUUUGGGUAUUAUGAGUAUGUGGACGGGAAUUGUGGCUGCUGGCAGUGAACUUAUAGACAUCUUCGGAUGGGAUGAUAACCUUACCAUUCCCGUCCUUAGUAGUGUUGGGAUUUGGGGCUUUUUGAAAACUUUCGGAUGAUAUGGUUUAUUUUCACAUCACUCUUCUCGAACUCUAUCUUAAUACUUUCCCCCUUCCCUUUCGGCUCCUUGUUUUCUUUUCCCUGAUGGUGCUCCAUGAUGUCAUUUUCACGAACCCUACAUUUCCACCUCUGAAGUUUACGUACGGUCCUCUAUCUUAUCCCUUUUUUUACCGGCCCAUCUCCCCGUAUGUUUUCGCGAAUCGCCAUUUCAGCUGGUGCUCGUUUUCUAGACAGUUAUGUUACCCUCACCACCCCGCUUUUUUAUAUCACGGAUACUUGCCAGUUCCCUUUUUCCAUUAGCCCCUCAAUCAUUGAAUCCCUAUUUUCAACCCGACAUUUUGCGUUCGUGACACUGGCAUUACUUCUGGAUUUAUCGUACAACCCCUUUCUGUCUUCGGCGUUUAGGUUUAGGUCUAAGGAAAGACAGCAUAAAGACAAUAGCUCGAUAUUGGAUAGCUUAGUAUUCAUUAACUUAAGAAAUAUAAAUCAUUUAUUCUCUGGCGUUUAUUGUACCGUGAUAUAGGUUUCCCGUGGUUGACAAGGUCAUAGAGGGGUUAGCUGUUGGUGAAAGAAAAUUUGGUGAAUGGGCAUCGUUAGUUUAGAGGAAGUUUAUUGGGGGUCUAUGGACCACAAUGUAUGUAUUAAUUCUAGCGGGAUAUUGGUAGGAUUUUGCAUUUCAAUAUGGGGUAUGCUCAGCAAACAGGAAUGAGGAAUGGCCAAAAAAGAAUCCAGAGUAUGUUUAGCCUAAUUCCUGAUUUCCAAAAAAAAGUGUACCGCGGUGGCGAUUCAGGUAACACGUGUACCGGCUACUCUUCACUCAAAUCUAGAAUACUUACUCGUCCAAUUAAUUUCUUCUUGCCUAGUUUCUUAUCAAGGAUAGUUUCCCUUCGACUAUUUCUUGCGGCCCCCGUAUAAUAAUUGCUCUGCUCUUCAGGGGAAAUGUUUUCGUCCUCGUUCGUGCUCUGCCUGUAUGUCCAGUAUCCUUUGUAAGUUUCGAUGACUGACAGCUCGGUUCGCUGAAAUGGAGAAUUUGUUGCCCGGACCCCAUUUUCCGUUUUAGAAAGUAAUUUUCUGCGGUCGUCGUUCGAGGGAAGGUCUGCAACUGCACUCGCUAAAGGAUUAUCCUGGGAAGACCCACCCUUUUCAAUGGUGGUAUGUGAGUGUUCAGAGAAUCCAUCCACUUUAUGCUCUUGAAUCUUCAGUGCCGACAUUUGAGAUAAUAUGUCAUCUGCAGUGGAAAGGUUGAAUUCUGAGAUUGACGAUCGCAAGGAUGACGUAAAAGUGUUCAACUUCGUGGCAUGAUUUUCCUCCUCGAUAUCUAAACUUUGAAUGGGCGGGUAAAUAUCACGAUUUUUAGGCGACGAUAGCUGAGCAUCUGAUGAAAUUUGCAUGUCAAACAUGGCUUUGCCUAACAUUUCUAUGGAAGUGUUGUACAAAUCCGCUAGUUAUUAGCAUGGGAAGAUUGAAAACAUCGUAUAGAAAGGGUGAGAGGAACUUACAUUCAUUACCAUGUUCGAAGUUCAAUGCCGCCUUAGUAUUAGUUGAAGUCGCCACGCUCGAUGAUUUUAGGGAAGCUAAAGGAUCUCCGUUACUCGAGCUAUAUGCUUGACUGGAUGACAAUUCUGAAAGCUGCGAGAAUAAUCCGAACGCGUCUUCAUUUGUGAUGGUAGAACCGUUUCGGCACGCGGCUUUUUGAGAAGAGAACGGACGAGAAUUGGUCACUACAGUACCUAGGCUUUUAACAAUAGUUCCAUACUUCAUAAUCUCGCCAAAUUUCAUUUUCGGAUCGACGACUUUAGGUUUCGUCACCUUCGGGGCUCUCUUGCGGGAAGCUCGUUUCUCCGCAGCUGCUAACUUCUCCUGUUUUCGCGUAUUCCACAUGUUGACUGCCUCUGGCAUUCCAAUCUCCGCGACAGCUUCAAACACCCAUACCCUAUCUUUUUGCGUAGGGUCGUACGAAGUUUGCCGUCGUGUUUCCCGAUUGGGGUUGGCUACAUCGUCUUCAAUCUCUAGAUUGUCGAUAUCCUCGGUCUCACUCUCUUGUUGUGCCCCGGUGGCGGUGGGUUCACUGUUUAAGUCUAACCCAACAAUAUCGCUCGGUAUAAACUCAAGCCUCAGCUCUGAUAAUCCAUCGGUGCUGUAGUGAAAUCUUUGCCCGCAAAAUUGCGCGCCUGUUGUUGGUUCAUAAAGGGCUAACGAGUCAAGGUUGGCGAGGAGUGGGAGGCAUAAUCUCAAUCUAUUGCACACCAAGGGCCCCGCAAGGAUCUUAGUCAAUCUUCUUGCAGAGCCAUGCUGCCAGCCGAAAUCCUUCCAAACGAAGUUUCUAAGACCCUCGAUAUCAAUGGCUUGGUCCCACUUAAAUGACUGCCGUACCUCAUUUAGCUUCUCUGCCGAAGAAACAACUGGAUGUGUGUAGUCGCGCAGCACUUUCAGGUCCGGAAAGUUAUCUGGAAUUUGGACAACUUUGUGUUUGGACCUAAAAUAUCCCUCACCAUUUUCAUGGAGCUCGGUUUGCAGCCGUUCUCUCCAUUUCCCUAACUUCAUAGCUACUUCCGAUGGGCUACCUUCGAUGGCUUGUAAUAAUUCGUUACCAAAGCCUGCCUGUACGAUUUCCCCUGCCAGCUUCGGGCCGCAUUUUGGUACUCCCGCAGGUAGAUAGUCGCCUCCACUUAACAACGCAAAGAGAAUCAUGCCACCCCUAUCAAGCGGAACAUUCGGUUUCUCUUCAUCCCCAGUCCCCUCGGUUCGAUAAAGAGUAACAUGGGUGGCCGCAUUUGUUCCGCUAGAGUUUUCUUUGGAAAAGUUCAUGAUCGUGACCUUUGAUCCAAACAUAAUAGCGUCGACAUCAUUGCUCAUAACUGCAUCCACCACACCGGAGGUCUGCAGCCUCGCGCAUUCAGCCUCAGCUUCUCCCGGUGCUGUGUGAUGCGGAAAGCGGAAUAAGUCUAUCAAAUAUUUGGAACGCCGUAUUACCCUUCCCAGAUCACCAACUCCGGUGUUUCUGCCAAUUAACUUCCCACGCUUGUACGUGGGCCUUUGCGGGCCAUCGUAAACGAACAGUGGAUGCACAGGUAAUCCCGUCA
Molecule: messenger RNA, 4672 nt
Organism: Blastomyces dermatitidis ER-3
Lineage: Eukaryota; Fungi; Ascomycota; Eurotiomycetes; Onygenales; Ajellomycetaceae
Product: phosphatidate cytidylyltransferase
Exons: 2
Coding region: 368-1588 (406 amino acids)
Biological process (GO): phosphatidic acid biosynthetic process
Cellular component (GO): endoplasmic reticulum membrane
Molecular function (GO): ATP-dependent diacylglycerol kinase activity
Source: RefSeq, a predicted model, not a curated record